Messenger RNA from Cyclopterus lumpus (lumpfish), 2719 nucleotides. Its product is annotated as testis development-related protein. The record is from RefSeq and is a predicted model, not a curated record. Gene Ontology annotation, biological process: spermatogenesis. Gene Ontology annotation, cellular component: nucleus; cytosol. The transcript is spliced from 4 exons. NCBI's taxonomy places the organism in Eukaryota, Metazoa, Chordata, Actinopteri, Perciformes, Cyclopteridae. Bases 429 to 1127 code for a protein of 232 amino acids.
GCUCAUCGCUUGCAUUGGCCAGAGAUGAGACGUAUUCCCCCUUCCUCCUUCUUCCAUGGCAACUUCAAGGGACGGGGGGCUAUGGGAGGAGCGACGGUUGGAGGUCCAGGUGGUCGAGCCUGCGUAAAAACGCAACAAACACACGCAAAGCACUUACGAAAUAGUGAGCGUCAUGACAAAAAACUUGAUCCCUGCAGCUUUUUGGCACUCCUAUGAAUAAAUAAGCUGUUUUCAGAGAAAAACUCCUGGAUUUUCUGCUGGAGAUAGAACAAAAAGAGCGGAACGCGCUUCGGUGGUGCGUCGCUGGGAUCUCUCUGGAAAACGGACAACACAGGAUCAACCAGUUCAGGGUAAACUUCAGACUUUUGGUCAAAGAAGUUAACCUGAAAACAAGAUCAAGACGGCUUGUCUCCGCGACCAGUGGGGAUAUGUUCAAGAAAAGCAAGAGUAAAGUGCUGGUGGAUUAUGCGUCAGAGGAAGACGACAUGUCCUGGCACUAUCAUCACUCAUACAAGGACAAAGACAUAGAAGGAGAGGAAGAGGAGGAGGAAGCUGUCACUGCAGUAUCCAAGGAGGCGAAGGUGAAGAAGAUCAUGUCCAAGAAAGAGAGGAGGGAGAAGAAGAUGUUUUCCUCUAAAGAUGACGAGCACUUCUUGUUGACUGGAGUAAAGCUGGCUGACCGCAGAGGGUCUCUCAAGAAAAUCAAGGACGAUGAGAAGGAGAAGGAAAAAAAAGACAAGCCAGAGAAGGGCCACUGUUUUUGGGAGAGUGUUACCAUGACGAUGAGGCAGAUCUCUCCCACCAAAAAACUGGAGAAGAUGGAGGGCUGGGAGCCUCCACACCUGGAGAACUUAACUGAGACUGUGACCGACGAAGCCCCAGAGGACAAGAGCCAGAAAGGGCACCCUCCAGUGUCCUUCCCCGACACUGUCGGCCUCCCUUUGGAACUGGCAUCCUGGGCUGGCCAGGGUCUUGAGGAGGAUUCUUCCCGCUAUGUGAAUCUGUCGGACUCCAAGAAUUCAACAGCUGCCAUCAGGUGGACAGCCCGCGCCAAAGUCAAGUUGGCUGGCAUCAGCAGGAUGAGCAAAGGGAUCGUGUCAGAAAGCGCAUGGGAGGGGUUUAAAUAGGAGCCAUUUCACCUUUGAAACCCUCCUUCCUCACCUAUGUACCGUCAAUAACGAGGAUGAAGACCUGAACCAAAAUCUGCUUGUCUCUGUAGUCUAGUUCCGGAUGAAACCGCUGUUAACUGGUAUUGAGAUGCUGUUGUAAAGCCCAGAACUUAACACUUAGCGUUGAAGUCCUCAACAUGCGAGUUUUAUCAAUGGGUCUUUGACAUGAACUGUAAAUUACAACAAAUAAAAGCCUUAAACUACUGUACCAUUUGAACUGUGAUAUCCACUGGCCUGGCAUUUAGAUAUUUUGAAUUGCCAAUAAAUGAGAAGAGAGUUUUUCAUAUAAAUAUUAUGGUUGUCGGUGUUAGAUAAUUCAUGAAGAAUAUACAAACCUCCUGGAGACUUGUUGGUUUUCAGGCCCUUUAUGUCAAGUGAAGAAUGUGAGUCUGGAGCUCUAAUAUACACAUCGAUAAUGGGCUUAAAAUGUGUGCAAUGAUGUAACAGCUUAUGAAAUCAUUUGGAUCUGGAAUAUUAGUGUGUUUGUGUUUGCAAGUGUGUGUAUGUAAAAGAGAGGUUGAUGGAGAGGAAAUGAGUUUGAUGGACUUGCAUGCACAUUUGUUUUUGCGAAUCACAGUUGGCGUUGCUAAAUAGAUUUGAAGUUCUGUUGUGUUGGGGGCAUGUGAGGGAAACAAAUCAAAGCAACCCUCACAGUGUCAUAAUUCAAUACAUGUUUAAAUCUGAUGCUGAAUAAUUUUUUUAGAACAUUUGUAAUGCUGACAAGAUGAAAACCAAACUAUAUGUAUACUUGUUUCUCAAGAAAAGCAGAAACUCCAUGCAGCUGUGCCUUGUAUCAAAACAAUGACAUCAUGUUUGUACCAUUCUCUGGGCACAAAACAAUGUCUAUGCAUGUGCAGAUGGGUCGACCCAGCAUGCAAUUGUGCUGCAUCAGCGACAUCUCAAACUGGUUUCCAGUUACAAUCCCUGGAUGUUGUUAGCUUCAGCAGCAGUAGCAGUUAUUACAAAAGUUUUUGUGUGCUACAUUGUGAAACGUCCUUUGAUACUGUUUGCAUGUCUGUAUAUUCUAUAGGCCGGAGACAAUGAAGAGUAAUUUUGUUUCUACAGUGAUUAUUUUCCUUUUAGGUGAAUAAGAAACGUCAUGCCACUGGUCUUUGCGUCUCUUUUCUUAUUUUUCUUUGUUUUAAUCUGUUUACUGAAUUAGUUUGAUGGUGAAGUCUGCUUCAUUGCAGCCAGAAGUGUACACAGACAUGUGUGCACUUCCAGGGAUGUAUGUAUCCUAAAUGUAUUCAUUAAACAGCUGGGUCACGUUCUCUGAAGCAGAAUAAAGAUCUAGUCCGACUGUGUGGCUCUACCUUAUUCAACACAUUGCAGUCUGGAGUAGCGUUGCCACGAUACUGGAAUUUCUAACUUUGAUACAACCUUGAAAAAUAUUAAUAUUUCAAUGGGGAAAAUUGGCACAUCAUUGACGACAUACAAAUUAAAAAUAUUUUUUUAUGUUACUGUGAGGGACUUUGAUCAAGUUAUGAAACUGAUGCCACUAUAAGACAUUCAUAAUUUAGGAGGUUCGAAUAGAUUAAUACAUACAUGAC